Messenger RNA from Medicago truncatula (barrel medic), 1663 nucleotides. RefSeq names its product dof zinc finger protein DOF2.4. The record is from RefSeq and is a predicted model, not a curated record. Lineage: Eukaryota; Viridiplantae; Streptophyta; Magnoliopsida; Fabales; Fabaceae. The coding region runs from base 197 to 1108 and encodes 303 amino acids. Gene Ontology annotation, molecular function: DNA binding; DNA-binding transcription factor activity. The transcript is spliced from 2 exons. Gene Ontology annotation, biological process: regulation of DNA-templated transcription.
AUGAGAAUAACCACAAAGAAAAACAAGAUAAAGCCUCUUCUUGCUUUCCUCCUUCCUCCCAUCUCCACUUUAAUGCUUUAUUACUUUCUUAGCUCUGCUAUUCCACUAUAGUGUGAUUCUCCACCAUCUCCCUAAAGAGCCCAUCAAACUUUAUUAAAGACAAAAAAAAAUAAAAACGCUAAAGGAUUGAAACACCAUGGUUUUCUCUUCUAUUCCAUCUUAUUUAGAUCCUCUCAAUUGGCAGCAACAACCUAAUCAACAUCAGUUACUUCCACCACUAUCCUCAUCACAGGUACAUGGUGCAGGCUCAAUUAUCAGGCCUGGUUCGAUACCGGAUCAAGCUCAAGCUCAGGCAGCUCAUGAAGUUCAUACAGGUCAGGUUCAAACUCACCAAGCUAAGUUACCACCACCUUCAGAGACAAAUUUGAAGUGUCCUCGUUGCGAAUCAACCAAUACAAAAUUUUGUUACUACAACAACUAUAACUUGUCUCAACCAAGACACUUUUGCAAGACAUGUAGGCGUUAUUGGACAAGAGGGGGUGCAUUAAGAAAUGUUCCUGUUGGUGGAGGGUGUCGUAGAAGCAAAAAGACCAAAAAGAGUAACACCUCUUCUACUCCCUCCAAAUCUCCAAUAUCAAAUAGUAAUGACAAAGAUUAUUCAACAAGUGCAAGUGCAAUCCAUUCAACUUCAACUCCUCUUGGUGAAUUCUUACACCCAACUAAUAGACCUAAUUACAUGACAUCUCUUCAGAAUCUGAACCGGUUCGGUGUUGGAAAUAUGUUUCAAAUUGGUGAUUAUAGUUCAACUACUGGUGGAGGAGAAGGAGGAGUUGUCGAUCAGUGGAGAUUUCAGCAGUUUCCUUUCAUGAAUAAUGGCUUUGAUUCAAGUACUUCAAAUGUUUCUUUCCCAUUUCAAAGUGAAAUUGUUGAACCAACAACUACUUCUAGGGUUACUACUUUGAUGCCUGCAUCGGUUAAAUCGGAACACAACGGAGGUUUUAAUCUUCUUAGAUCUCCAAUGAAUAUGUCAGAGAAUAACAACCAUUACAAUAAUUCAUGGAAUGAUUUUCAUGGUCUUGCAUCUUCUUCGGCUAGUCGUCUGUUAUAACUUUCAUCGUUUGCACUGCUAGAAAAAGUUGAAUUAUUGGCAGUAAUUAGAGAUGAAAAAAAAUAUUUAAAUUGAUCUCUAAUUUUUACACCUCUAACUUAUACUUAGAGAUGAAAUUAGAGGUGAAUUUCAUGUAUUUUUUCUUUCUAAUUUUUUUGUUACUAAUUCAAUUUUUCUAGUAAUAUCUGUGGUCGAAUUUUCCAUCAUCUCUGUUGUAACUCUUUGCUUAUCAUCAGUUAUCAAAUCCAGGGCAUCAUCUUUGAUGGAUCAGACAAAAAAUGAAGUUUUACAAGUUGCACUAUCUUCGAAUGGCGAAAAUCAAGGCUUAGUGUUAAAAGAAAUUAACACAGGCAUGGUAGUAUUUGGUUUUUUGUUCUUGUAUAUUUUCAUUGUCAUUGUCAUUGAUUAAUUGUUUAUGUUUAUGUAUUGUGUGAGUUUAUGGUGUGUUCUAUAUGAACUUUCUUUAAGUUGUAUAACAAUGUGUGCUUGUAGUAAUCAUCAACUAUUAUGUGAUUGCUUUCAGAAAUGUUAUGAUAUCAAUAUUAUUUGGGUACA